GGACGACUUACUCUCGUCUGCCCCACCACUCUCACUGUUAACCUCCUCGAGAAGUCCUCCUGCACCGAGAAGAGCAUUCUCGCUGUAGGGCCUCUCGUGGUGACCCGCGCACCCCCAUCUUUGAGGGGUGUUCCCCCCUCCCCCCUCCUGCCCUCUGUCGCCUCUGCUGCUACGGCCGACCUAGUUGGUUUUGAGUCGGUCGGUGCGGCGUCUGCCCCCAGUGGGAGACGUCGCUCUGGCAAGGGCAAAGGGGGCUGGAGCGGUGGUGGAGGCGGCGGGGGCGGUGGGAGCGGCGGUGGAGGCAGCGGAGGAGGUGGGGGUGGUAGCGGGAGUGGUGUCGGGGUGGAGGUGUCAGCGGCGGCAGUGGAGGCGGGGUGGGCAGCGGCGGUGGUGGUGGGAGUGGAGGCGGAGGCGGCGGUGGCGGCAGCGACGGUGGGAGUGGCGGUGGCAGCGGAGGUGGUGGCGGCGCGGCGGAGGAGGCGGCGGAGAAGGUCGUGGCUCUUCGCAGAGGAGUGGCUCCGGUGGCGGUCAGCGCCAACAGCAGCGGCAGCAGCGUGUCAGGAGACCCUCUCCCCGCAGCAGCUCCGUGAGUGGUACGCUGCACGUCAGAGGGGUGGGGGUACUGGUCCGUGCACCUACGUCUUGCGCACGGGCGACCGUGCGGGAGUAGCUAUCUUUGAUCUUGACUUUGAUGCUAUUCUUGCUGCCAUGUAUGCUGUGACUAUUAGUGAGGAGGGUGACUGUUACCGGUGUUUCCCGCCCGACCCGGGCAUUGGUACUGCGGCUCUAGGUGCUGUUGAGGCUGCUGCUCCAGGUGCUGGUGAGGCUGUCGCUCUAGGUGCCAGGGCGUCUCGCUCCUUCUUUCGAGACCGCACCACACUCACGCCGCUUAGUCGGCCAGUGGCGGUCUCCCUGGCGGACCCCUCUGGGGGUCCUGUUCUGGCUCGCUACUCCACUGUCCUGCCGUGCCCUGCGGUCCCGUCUGGCGCCCUGUCCGUCUCUACCUCCCCUCGUUCUCUACGAACUUGGUGGCGGGUGCUGACCUACAGGAUGCAGGGGUCGACCAGUUCACCCGCACGCCGACGGGACACCCACUGCCCGGACGCGGACAACGGGUCGACACUUGACCACGUUCACACGUGGGCCGGGGUCGAGCCUGUACACACUCACUGUUCCGUCUCCUCCUCCUGCGUCUGGUCAGUAGCUGCGUCGGGUCAGGUGUUUGCUGCAGCGUCCAGGAUGGGUCACCCCUCCCUGCCUCGUCUCCGGGGCAUGGCCUUCUCGCCUUCUUGUCUCUGGCCUUCCCCGGUCCCUCCCUCCCCUUCCUCCGGGGCCUGGCCUCCUUGUGUCCCCUGUGUCGAGGGUCGCCUGCGGGCUACCCCUCACUCCUCCCCGUUUCCUCCGACGGAGGCCCCGAUGCAGACGCUUCACAUGGACGUGUGGGCCCAGCCCGCGUCCGUGGACAGGGUUGGCGAUGCGUCGGCGUUCCGUGUCUGGGGAUCUCGGGCGUUUGUCCGCGACUUGUCUGCGGACAAGCUGUCCCCUCGUGCUGCUCCUUGCGUCUUCCUGGGUUUCCCCCCUGACGCACUCGGUGGCAGUUUUACCACCCACCUCUCGUCGUGUUCUGUCCCCCAGGACGUCACGUUCGACGAGUCGGUUCCCUCUACUACCGGCUCUUCCCCUACCGCACUCCGUGUGUCUCAGGUAGACGCGGUCGAGCCUGUCGAGGUCACUGGUGACUCUGGUGCUGCUGCGGGUGCGGAGCCUCGGGUGCUGAGACUGGGGGUGCUGAGACUGGGGGUACUGAGCCUGGGGGUGCUGAGACUGGGGGUGCUGAGCCUGGGGGUGCUGAGCCUGGGGCCUGGGGGUUCUGCGUCUGGGAGUGCUGCGCUUGCUGCUUCUGUUCCUGGUGGUUCUCUGACCGUUCUUCGCGCCGCGAGCCGCUCUCAUCCUCUGGAGCUGCGUUGUGGUUUGCCCGGCGCUGGAGGCGAGCUGCUGGAGCUGGGGGUACUGCGGGUGCUGGAGGUUCCGUUCUGCCGAGGGAGCUGGUACCACGGGUCCCGGAGGUGCCGUACUGAGGGUACUAGAGCUGCCGGGCCCGGGGGUGCCUCUGGAGCUGGAGCUGCUGCGGGUGCUGGCGCUGAGACUACGACUGUCGGUCCUACUGCGGGUACUUCUGCAGCUGCUGGUGGUGCUGGAGUUGGAGCUGCUACUGGUGCUGGUGCUGCCUCUGGAGGUGUUGGUCCUGUCCCUGCUGUCUCUGGCGGUGCUGCGCGGCCUCGGCCGUACUUCGUUCCGCUCCUUCAGCAGGUUCUUGGUCUCCCGCCUUCCACUGGUCCUUCUCCUCCCGUAGAGUGUCCACAGCCUGUCCCGUCACAGUCACAGUUACAGCCCGCCUCUCUCCUGCCUUCUCCUUCUCCCUACGCUGGUCCUACUGGAGGUCUUGCUGAGCGUCGUGAGCCUGCGUCCCGCCCUGCGUCGCCAGUCCGAGCUGCUCGCUCUAGUGGUCGCGGUUCCUCUUCUCUUCCUACACUUGCCGACCCGGAGUCGGACUCUCGCCGUGCUGCCAGUCCUACUGUCACGCGUCUUCUUGCUUCUCUUGUCACUGACCCUUCCUUUGAGUCCGCUGCUGCGUCUGCCCUAGUUGCUGAGCUGGUCGACUUUGCUGCUGCGUGUCGUCUGGACUACGCUGCCAGUCUUGUUGCUGAGUCUGCUGAGUCUGCUGAGUCUGCGUCUGCUGCGUCUGCGUCUGCCUGUCUCCGCGAUGGCCGGUCCCCUACUCAUCUCAGUGGCAGUCAGCCAUGGGACGCAGAGAUGGCUUCCUGGAAGUCCACAGGUACCUACGUUGACGCUGUUACCCCUCCUGGGGCGAACAUUGUCAGUGGCAUGUGGAUCUUCAGGGUGAAGCGGCCGCCGGGUUCUCCGCCUGUCUUCAAGGCGCGCUACGGGCUCGUGGCUUCACGUGACUACGAGCUACACUCUCUGACUUCAUUCAGCACUGCUUUCCUGCAGGGCCGCCUGCACGAGGAGAUCUGGCUGCGCCGCCCUCCUGGCUUCACUGGGUCGUUCCCUCCUGGUACCCAGUGGAGCCUCCAGCCUCCGCGGCCAGUCUACGGUCUCCGCCAGGCGCCGCGUGAGUGGCACGACACACUGAGGACUACACUUGCGGCUCUUGGUUUGCUCCUUCUACUGCUGACCCGUCGCUGUUUCUGCGCACCGACACCUCGCCCCGCCUUCUACAUCCUCGUGUACGUCGACGACUUGGUCUUUGCCACUGCGGACACUGCCGCACUCGCCCACUGA
This is a messenger RNA of Closterium sp. NIES-65, 3303 nucleotides long. Lineage: Eukaryota; Viridiplantae; Streptophyta; Zygnematophyceae; Desmidiales; Closteriaceae. The record is from the annotation of a GenBank genome assembly.